AUGACUUAUCCCCUUCGCCAGCUAUACUACGACGGCAAGCGUCAAAACGCAACUUCUGGUUCGACAUUCGAGACUGUAGAUCCAGCAACCGCAAAGCCUGUGGGAGAAGUCCAAGCUGCUUCACACGCCGACAUCGAUAAAGCUAUUGCUUCUGCACAAUCAGCCUUUCCAUCAUGGUCAACCACUCCUCCAAUUGAGAGGUCGCGGAUCUUACUAAAGGCUGUUGCUCUUCUCCGAGAACGCAAUGAUGAGAUUGCAAAGGUCGAGACCCACGAUACUGGCAAACCAUUCUCAGAGACCAGUACUGUGGAUGUCGUUACUGGUGCCGAUGUGCUCGAGUACUUUGCUAACAUGGUGGCCUCUGGCGGACUGAAUGGCGAAACCACUCAACUGCGUCCAGACGCAUGGGUCUAUACUACCAAGAACGCUCUGGGUGUCUGCGCAGGUAUCGGUGCUUGGAACUAUCCCAUUCAAAUCGCUCUUUGGAAGUCUGCGCCUUGCCUGGCCGCAGGAAACUGCAUGGUCUACAAGCCUUCAGAGUUUACUCCCCUCCACGCACAAAUUCUGGCUGAGAUUUACACUGAGGCCGGUGUUCCCGCUGGUGUCUUCAACGUCGUCCAAGGAGCUGGAGACGUCGGUGCAUACCUGACCGCCCACCCCAAGAUUGCCAAAGUCAGCUUUACAGGCCAAGUCAGCACUGGCAUGAAGGUCGCCGGUUCUGCUGCCGGCAACAUGAAAUACGUGACCAUGGAGCUCGGAGGCAAGUCACCUCUAAUCAUCCUCCCCGACUGUCCCAUCGAAAAUGCCGUCGAUGGAGCCAUGAUGGCAAACUUUUUCUCCACCGGCCAGGUCUGCACAAACGGCACCCGCGUCUUCGUACCCAGGAAAAUGGUUCCUGCAUUUGAGAAGCGCCUGAUUCAGAAGAUGGAGUACGUCCGUGCCGGCGAUGUCAUGGACAUGAACACCAACUUCGGCCCUUUGGUGAGCAAAGUCCACUACCAAAAAGUGCUCGACUACAUCCGCCAUGGUGUGCAACAAGACAAGGCCAAGCUUCUCUAUGGAGGCCCUGAAAAGCCAACUAUCCCUGGAGCAAGCUCAGAAGGCUUCUGGGUCAAGCCUACGAUCUUCACGGACUGCACUGAUGACAUGCGUAUCGUCAAGGAAGAAAUCUUUGGCCCGGUCAUGUCGAUUCUUGCAUAUGAUACUGUGGAAGAGGUUGUCAAGCGUGCAAACGACACUCCCAUGGGUUUGGCUGCCGGUGUCUUCUCCAACGAUAUUAAUGCCGCCCACAAGAUUAUUGCACAAUUGCAGGCUGGAAUCACGUGGGUCAACACUUGGGGUGAGAGUCCCGCCGAAAUGCCUGUAGGUGGCUGGAAGCUCAGUGGUGUAGGCGUGGAAAACGGUCGCAAGGGCCUCGAAGCCUGGGUCAAGAACAAGAGCACCCUGGUCGAGAUGGGCGGUGUUGUUGGCACUGUCUUUGCCAAGCUCUAA
Aureobasidium melanogenum CBS 110374 is the source of this 1491-nucleotide messenger RNA. Its product is annotated as aldehyde dehydrogenase. The coding region runs from base 1 to 1491 and encodes 496 amino acids. The transcript has a single exon. The record is from RefSeq and is a predicted model, not a curated record. NCBI's taxonomy places the organism in Eukaryota, Fungi, Ascomycota, Dothideomycetes, Dothideales, Saccotheciaceae. Gene Ontology annotation, molecular function: aldehyde dehydrogenase (NAD+) activity.